AGCCUAUUCAAGUCGACUGUCCUUGCUUGUAUUCUGAAUGGCCAUUGGCCACGAUGGCGGCUGUGUGACGCAUGCGCAUGUCAGUCACCCUGAGCUAACGGCUAGCAUGAACUGCUACAGGACAAUAUAGCCAAUACCUCACCGGAGCUGCCGUUAACAUCAUUAUAUUGUCGUCACGGUUUGCUAGAAAGCCAACAACAGUAAAGAAGUGAUUACGGAGAAGGGGGAAACGUAUUCUCUCAGGUGUAAGCAAAAUGCUGAACGCCACAAAUGGCGACCCGGGCCACGUUGUUGUCAAUUAUGUGGAAGAGUACUUGGACCUGGUGGAGUCGCUCCCUUUCGAUUUGCAGAGGAGCGUGUCCCUCAUGAAGGAAAUUGAUGCCAAGUAUCAAGACGUUCUGAAGGAGCUCGACGAUGCUUACGAACGCUAUCGCAAGGAAUCCGACUCACCCCAGAGACGUAAACUUCAGAUGUCCAUCCAGAGGGCGCUGAUCCGCAGUCAGGAGCUCGGAGAUGAGAAGAUUCAGAUUGCUGGACAAAUGGUGGAGUUGGUAGAGAAUCGAACACGACAGAUGGACUUGCACUCGGAACUCCUCCUCACCUCACAAGAAGUCCCGGAGAGCCACAUUGCCGCAGCGCCAUCCAUGGCGACCACUGCGGCCUCCAUGUCGUCGUCCUUGUCGUCCGCCAUCACGCCGAACAAAACGAGCCACCACGACAAGAAGCGCGACGAAGCCACGCCGGGCUUUGUCGGAAGCGGAGGGGGAGACAAAUCCGGCGGGAAGCGCUCCAGGCGGCAGAAAAACGGCGACGGCAGGGACAGUUAUGGCGGCCUGGACCCCGCUGAGGAUGUCGGAGCGGGGGCGUCCCGGGAGAAGAGGGCCAAAUCGUCAUCCAAGAAGAAGAAGAGGUCAAAGGGGAAGUCCGAGAGAGAAGUGUCUCCUCCCGACCUGCCCAUCGACCCGGACGAGCCUACGUACUGCUUAUGCGAGCAGGUGUCCUACGGCGAGAUGAUCGGCUGCGACAAUGACGAGUGUCCCAUCGAGUGGUUUCACUUCUCCUGCGUGGGGCUCCACCACAAGCCCAAAGGCAAGUGGUACUGCCCCAAGUGUCGCGGCGAGAACGAGAAGACCAUGGACAAGGCUUUGGAAAGGGCCAAGAAGGAGCGGGCGUACAACAGGUAGCCUCGCCAGCACUUGUGACAUUUUUAUUAUUGCUAUUAGCCUUUUUUUGGUUGUGUAGUUGUGUAAAUAGCUAUUUUUCUAAGACGGUCAGGACUUCUACGAAGCAUUCUGCCUUUGUUUCUACAUGCAUGCAGCAUCUUAUUCGACUGUACAUGUCCUGUUAACAAAUAAAUCAUCCUUCCACACACAAGUGUUUGA
This is a messenger RNA of Doryrhamphus excisus (bluestripe pipefish), 1382 nucleotides long. RefSeq names its product inhibitor of growth family, member 1 (gene ing1). Lineage: Eukaryota; Metazoa; Chordata; Actinopteri; Syngnathiformes; Syngnathidae. Gene Ontology annotation, biological process: positive regulation of DNA-templated transcription. Gene Ontology annotation, cellular component: nucleus. The record is from RefSeq and is a predicted model, not a curated record.